AUGGAGUCGACAUCGCCGUUCUAUUCGCUUGUUCCGGAGGUCAAGUACUCUCCGCCAUGGCAGGACUUGAGCAUCAUUGGUAUUGCUGGGAGCUCCGGCUCCGGCAAAACUUCAGUGGCUAUGGAGAUCGUGAAGUCGCUGAAUCUGCCUUGGGUGGUGAUUCUGGUCAUGGAUUCGUUCUACAAGACUUUGACUCCCGAGGAACAUCGCAAAGCCCAUGCUAAUGAAUAUGACUUUGACUGCCCAGAGUCAAUUGAUUUUGACCUUCUGGUAGAUACUCUCCGAGAGUUGAAGCAAGGCAAGAAGGCCCAUAUUCCGGUCUACUCGUUUGCCGAUCACCAGCGGCAAACCCAGACCACCACAUUGUAUUCACCCCGAGUGCUCAUUCUCGAGGGAAUUCUGGCUCUCCAUGAUCCCAGAAUUUUGAGCCUACUCGAUGUCAAGAAGCUGACAUGGAUGUUUGCUUGGGACGCAGAGGUUGGAGAUCACCCUUUCUACUUCACCAAGGGUUUGGUACUGAUUCUUGCUCAAAUCGCAGUCCUUCGCGACGUCCGCGAACGAGGUCGAGACAUUGAGGGUAUCAUCAAGCAAUGGUUUGCCUUUGUGAAACCGUCCUUUACCAAAUAUGUGGAACCUCAGCGACCGAUUUCUGAUAUCAUCAUUCCUCGUGGUAUUGAAAACACGACCGCUAUUGAUAUGGUCGUGAAGCACAUUCAGCGCAAGCUCCAGGAUAAGUCAGAGAAGCAUACUGAAGGUCUUCGGAAGCUUGGUUUUUUGGCUGCCAAGGUCGAACUGCCGGCCAACGUGCAUGUUAUGCCUUCGACACCGCAGUUCGUGGGAAUGAAUACCGUUCUGCAAGACCCAGCAACGGAACAUGUGGACUUUGUCUUCUACUUCGAUCGACUUGCGUCGAUUCUUAUUGAGAAAGCCCUAGACUUGACAACUUAUGUCCAGACCACAGUGGAGACGCCUCACGGCAAUAGGUACAUGGGCCUCAACCCGAAGGGCUCUGUAUCUGCAGUUGCCAUCCUACGUGGAGGCUCUUGUCUGGAGACUGCCCUAAAGCGGACCAUCCCCGAUUGCGUUACCGGCCGUCUUCUCAUUCAGACUGAUGUAAGCAGCUCUGAGCCAGAGCUGCAUUACCUCAAGCUUCCUCCCCAGCUCGAGGACCAUUCCAUGGUCAUGCUUCUGGACCCACAGAUGGCAAGUGGAGGAGCUGCCUUGAUGGCCGUACGUGUCUUGAUUGACCACGGUGUGCUGGAAGAGAAGAUUGUCUUCGUGACAUGUGCUGCAGGUGAAACUGGUAUCAAGCGCCUGGUUGCAGUCUUCCCCAAGAUCAAUGUCAUUGUUGGUCGUAUUGAGGCGAAUGGCGAGCCGAGGUGGAUGGAGAGGCGGUAUUUUGGAUGCUAG
Messenger RNA from Penicillium daleae, 1410 nucleotides. Its product is annotated as uridine kinase family protein. Bases 1 to 1410 code for a protein of 469 amino acids. Lineage: Eukaryota; Fungi; Ascomycota; Eurotiomycetes; Eurotiales; Aspergillaceae. The transcript has 7 exons. Gene Ontology annotation, cellular component: cytoplasm. The record is from RefSeq and is a predicted model, not a curated record. Gene Ontology annotation, molecular function: kinase activity; ATP binding.